GGCUAAACCCGUUUUGGGCCCGAACUAUGUGAUACCAUAAAUAUAUUUAUGGUAUCUGUUUUAAUAAAUAUAUUUAUGGUAUCACAGAGUUCGGGCCACGGGCUUAGCCCCUGUGCAUGUACAGACAGUACGUUAGAUCAAUGAGCUAAAAAGACCUACAAUUAUUUUGAUUGCGAUGUGGGCUUUUUUAACGCAUCCACAUUCAAGCAGGUCUAUUCCGACCCAUAAUGUAACUAACUGAACGUGAAGAAGGGGAUAUUUACUGUUUCCUCCGCACUUGUCAUGUUUCAUUUCUGUGUACACCGCUAGCUUGUCCAUGGAAUGGCGGAACAUUCCUGGUGUUGCUGUGUUUUUACCGAUCCCUUAGUACAUUUUCUGUUACACUGAUCGCACAAGAACAAAGUUUUCAUGAGGAUUUACAAAGUGCCCCUGGCAAAGAUGAAGGUGAUCACGGUACUUUGUAAACCAUCACGAUGAUUGAUGCAGGGGUCAGAUGGCGGACGGAAUCCAUGGAUGAAAUAAAAAUGGCUGAACCUGGUCCGUACGUAGCUAACUUCAACAUCCGUCGCUGGACAGUGAAUAAAGACGAUUUUACCAAUGGUUCAUCAGAUGUUUGGGACAAAAUACUGAACUUAGACGAGGAGUUUGAUUCCUUUGUUUUGCAUCCGUGGGCCUGGGUGGAGGCGGAUCUAACAGUUCCCUUCUAUGUUUACCUUGUACCAAUUUUAGCACUUUUGACAUUUUGUUCGAACACGCUCAUGAUAGUCGUAUUCGUGAGAGAGAAAAUGCUAUCCUCCAUCAAUAUCAUAAUGAUAGCUAUUGGCAUUUCUGACACCUUACACGUGUUUCUACCAUCGCCUUUCCUGCUGGCUCUGUAUUUUUCGGAUGUCUCACCAUUCAUACCAAACCGUUACUGUAGAUUAUGGGAUUACCUAGCCAAGUAUAUUCCGGAAAUAACGCACACAGCUUCAAUAUGGCUGACCGUUUUCCUCAGUUUACACCGAUAUGUUGGAGUGCGGUAUCCUUUCUACAUCAGACAAAUCUCCACGCGAAGGAAAAGUGUGAUAUGUGUUAUAACGGUCUACUGUUGUUCUUCAAUGUUACACCUUUGUCGAUUUGUUGAUACAACGUAUGUCGACUUUCACGUCGUUCAGGAAAACAAAGACAUUUUCACUUGUAAAGCUGUGCAUUCUGAUUGGAUAAAGGGAUAUGAGGUCCGAUACGAGUGUAUAUACUACUGGACCUGCAUCGUCCUCAUUAAGGUUCUCCCGCUCGCCAUUGUGGUGACGUUAGAUUUCCUCAUGGCGCGGGAACUUCUCCGAGCAGACAAUAAACGGCAGCGUUUCCUGUCUGACAACCAGUCAUCCAAAGAAAGCCGACGCGUGACGUGGAUAGUGAUUACCGUUGCGGCCAUUUUUUCUUUGGUGGAAAUUCCGAUAACGAUCAUUCUAAUUCUAUGGACACUUUCCAUGGUUCAUGACAAGAUGUAUGUGUCGGAGGUGCAACUAGGGGAGCUUAGCGUCGUCUUCAACAUCAUCAUUUACAUAUCAUUUCCAUGCAUUCUGUUUCUGUACUGCUUGAUGUCUAAGAAAUUUCGGAAAUACCUGCCUUGUAGAACUUCUAAAAUUACCAGUGUCAAGAUAUUUCAAAAGGCUCAUCCACAUAACAUGGAAACCGAAUGCUGAAACGCCACGUUGAAAUUUCCUUGUAUAUUCGAACACGAUCAUUUUCAACUCGUACUAAAUAUGACGCACCAUUAUGAGUGAUGAUACAACAGUAUAUUUUAAAAUAGAAAAUUAUCGCGAUUGGAAUAUAUGGGAGAGACAGCAAUCAGAAGCUAAUCAAUUAUAUUCUACUUGUAAUUGGUAUCAGGAAACCAAUAUGUGUGAAAAAUCAAAUUGAAUUAAAGGACUGAAACAUUCGUUUAAAAAAAAAA
Messenger RNA from Ostrea edulis (European flat oyster), 1936 nucleotides. Its product is annotated as platelet-activating factor receptor-like. NCBI's taxonomy places the organism in Eukaryota, Metazoa, Mollusca, Bivalvia, Ostreida, Ostreidae. Gene Ontology annotation, biological process: G protein-coupled receptor signaling pathway. Gene Ontology annotation, molecular function: G protein-coupled peptide receptor activity. Gene Ontology annotation, cellular component: membrane. Bases 474 to 1685 code for a protein of 403 amino acids. The record is from RefSeq and is a predicted model, not a curated record. The transcript has 2 exons.